This is a messenger RNA of Theobroma cacao (cacao), 2219 nucleotides long. The record is from RefSeq and is a predicted model, not a curated record. Lineage: Eukaryota; Viridiplantae; Streptophyta; Magnoliopsida; Malvales; Malvaceae.
ACAGUCGUCGUAGUAAACAAAUGUAUAUCUAAGAAAAUAAUGUAGGACUCUGGUCUGGCGCUACUGCUUCAGUUUCUUUCUUCCCUUCUGUUUUGCGUGAGUAGUGUCUGAUAAACCAUAAAUAGUCCUAACCAAUUCUCUCCUCUCCUCUCCUCCCUGGAAGUCCUCGACACUCAUUGGGUGGGCUUCCUUCCUUCCGCUGAUCCCAAUUCAAUACCAAUUUCCGGGUUUGCAGCUUUUGACUUGAAGCCCCCUUCUACCUCCCUUUCUUUCACCAAUGCAGCUUUGAUUCAUUUCAAACGUUGAAGCCUCGCCACUCGCGGGCCAUCACUCACCGCAUUCUCCUUGCCUUAACACAUUCAGAGAGACACAGAGAGAGAGAGAGGGAGAGAGAAGAGAUCAAGAAGAAGGUGAAAGGCAAUAGAAGAAAAAUGAUGUUGAUGAGGAAAAGACUCGUUUGCUGUACCAGGGACAGAGAGAUUAGCCUCGAUUUUGAUGAGCAAGACAGGAUAAUGACAUAUAAUGGCCUUGAGAGCUGCAUUCUCAACAAUGAGUCUUAUGAAAAUGAAAGCAGAACGAGCAGAGGAGAUGGAUGUGCCUCUGACUCCUUGGAUGAUGAUUUCUCAAGCUGUUCUUCUAGCAAAGAUGCUUUUGGAUCAUUUUCUUCCAAGUGGAUGACAAUGAAGAGAGAUGAACAGGGCUCAGAUGAGUGGGAGCUCUCAGAAAGCCCCAAAAAAUUUUAUGCCAAAGAGAAACCUGCUUAUGCCAUUCAAUUUUCAGAUAUCGAGAUAAUGAAAGAAAAAUUUUCAAAGCUUUUGUUAGGGGAAGAUAUUACAGGUGGACGGAAGGGUGUUUCCACCGCUUUAGCAUUGUCAAAUGCCAUAACAAAUCUCGCAGCCUCUGUUUUUGGGGAGUUGUGGAAAUUGGAGCCACUGGCUGAAGAAAGGAAAAAUAAAUGGCGAAGAGAAAUGGACUGGUUACUCUCUCCUACCAACUAUAUGGUGGAGUUAGUACCUGCUAAGCAAAGUGGUGCCAAUGGCAGGACUAUGGAGAUAAUGACACCAAAAGCCCGUGCAGACAUUCACAUGAAUCUCCCAGCACUUCAAAAGUUGGACUCUAUGCUUAUUGAAACACUGGAAUCAAUGGUGAAUACUGAGUUUUGGUAUGCAGAAGUUGGCAGUCGGGCAGAAGGAAGAAACAAGAGUGCAAAGGAGAGCAAGAGGUGGUGGCUCCCAUUGCCACAAGUACCAAAAACAGGGCUCUCAGACACUGAAAGGAAGAAGUUGCAAUGUAAGGGGAAGGUGGUACAUCAAGUAUUCAAGGCUGCGAAAUCAAUCAAUGAAAAUGUUUUGCUUGAAAUGCCUGUUCCGUCCAUUAUUAGGGAUGCGCUUCCCAAGUCUGCAAAGGCAAACCUCAGUGACGACCUUUACAAGGUUUUGACUAUGGAGUCCAGCUCAGUUGAGGACAUGUUCAUUUCACUCAAUUUAAAAUCUGAACACAAUGCCCUUGAGCCCAUUAAUAGGUUGGAAGCUGCUGUAUUUGCAUGGAAAGAGAGAAUUGCAGAACAAGCUAGUGGUAAAUCCCCAGUGCGAACGUCAUGGUCCUUCAUUAAGGACCCAAUAUCUGAGAUGGAUAAGAUGGAGUUACUGCUGGACCGAGCAGAAGCACUUGUACAGCAGAUAAAGAGUACAUACCCAAAUCUUCCUCAAACAUUUCUUGAUGCUACAAAAAUUCAAUAUGGCAAGGAUGUUGGGCAUUCCAUCCUGGAAGCGUAUUCGCGUGUCCUCAGAAACUUGGCUUUCAGCAUAAUGUCUAGAAUUGGAGAAAUUCUGCAAGAAGAUACUUUGAGCAACCCCAAUUCACCCGUGGCAACAUUGUGCUUUCCUGGAAUGAACAUGAAGGGGAAUUUGCAAACUCCAGCCUGUGGUCCGCGUGCAAGGCAGUCUCUCAUCGACCAGAUGAACAGGGCAGAUGGGAAGUACUGUGACUCUGAUUCAAGCAGCUAUUCUGAGAGGGAGGUCUCGUACAAUGAAGCUAGAAGAAGCUGUGUAAAUGCAACGCCAAGUAGAAGUCGAGUUUGGUGUAUUGGUAAAGAGGCUUGUAUAGGAGUGUCUCCUAGAAAUUCCCCUUGAUAUGGAAGUGUGAUUCUCAACAGAGCUUUUGUAAAUAAUCUUCCCUCCUUUAAGCUUAAUCGAAAUACUAUUAAGUUUUGGUCUCCC